AUGCCGGUGAAAAAUGAGGUAUCUUGGAGAGCGAUCAUUUCGGAUUAUUCCGGGAAGGGUGAGCUGGACGUACCUCAAUCCUUAUUUGAUAAAAUGCCAGUUGGGAGGAACAUCAUGACUUGGAAUUCAAUGGCGUCCGCGUUCGCAAGGCGUGAGUUGUUGCUGUUGGCAAGGAAGCUGUUUGACAAGAUGCCAAUUAGGAAUGUGAUGUCAUGGAAUUCGAUGGUUUCAGUGUAUGCUUUGAAUGGGUAUAUGGAUUUGGUGAGGGAGUUAUUUGAUCUAAUGCCGGAAAGAGGGACAAAGCCCAAUGACAUAACCUUUGUGGGGAUGUUAACUGCAUAUACUCACAGUGGGUUGGCGGAUGAAGGGUGCAGGUACUUUGUGAAUAUGUCAAAAGUUUAUGGGGUUCAGCCUGAGAUGAAGCAUUAUGGUUGCAUAGUUGAUUUGUUGAUUCGGGCAUGGAUUCACAUAGAGAUCGGAAUUGUAGAUGAAGUGAGGAGUCAAGUUCUCAAACUAGAGCAUCAGCAAUCUGGUUACUGUGUUGUACUAUCUAAUAUCUGUGCUGCUGCCAGUAGAUGGGAUGAUGCCUCAAAAUAUGAGGAUUUUAUUGAAGCAUAG
This is a messenger RNA of Phoenix dactylifera (date palm), 618 nucleotides long. The record is from RefSeq and is a predicted model, not a curated record. Lineage: Eukaryota; Viridiplantae; Streptophyta; Magnoliopsida; Arecales; Arecaceae.